Rotaria sp. Silwood2 is the source of this 1035-nucleotide messenger RNA. Lineage: Eukaryota; Metazoa; Rotifera; Eurotatoria; Philodinida; Philodinidae. The record is from the annotation of a GenBank genome assembly.
AUGGCGUCGUCUUCAGCAUCAUCAAAUACCAUUGCUUGGUUUAACGAUAUGAAUAUACAGUUGAAUCGCUAUUUCCCAUUGCCAUUUCUCGUACUCGGUACCAUCGGUGUGAUUUUAAAUAUGAUAAUAUUUACUCGUCGAAGUCUUUUUGUCAAUUCAUGCACACAUUAUCUCUUGGGAAAUACGGUGGCCAACUUACUUGUAUUGUAUUGGGUUGUUAUUACACGAAUUCUUUCCGAUGGUUAUAAAAUUGAUCCGAGUACUGCGUCGGAUACAUUUUGUAAAGUGAGAUACUUUCUUACAUAUGUUCCGCGAACACUUUCAACAUGGUUCAUCUUAUUGGCCUGUGCUGAUAGAUGGGCAUCGAGUAUAAAAGUGCAACGACGCUUUAACAGCGUAUCAUUCGCUCGUAUGGUCAUUUUAAUAACCACCAUCAUAUGCAUCUUGUCAUUUUCUCAUGUGCCGAUUUACUUUGGCGUUCACAAAACUUCUAAUUCAACAUCAUGCUACGCACUACCAGGACCCUAUCGUAUCUUUUCGGAUCUUCAAUACCUUGUCUUUUAUGCAUUGGGCCCACCUCUAAUUAUGUUGGCUUUUGGUUUAGCUACUCUUCGCAAUCUCCGACGAAUUCAUCGUCAAGUAUUACCAAAUAAUGUACAAUCGACGAAGGGUAUUGUACGGCGCGAUAGUCAGUUGUUGGCAAUGCUUCUCAUGCAAGUGGUCUUGAUCAUCGUAUGCACAGUUCCAUUUGCCGGUCAAAAAUUAUACGACACAUUUACGCUAAAUGUGAAAAAAUCCUCCCUACAAAUCGCACAAGACAAUUUAAGCGCAGCAAUUGUACGCAUUUUAGCUUAUGGUUCUCAUGCAUUCGGCUUUUUCAUGUACACUCUAUCGGCACGCAUCUUUCGAAUGGAAUUACUCAAAACAAUGAAUAAUGUCUAUCAACGAUUAAUGGGUCUAAAUCUUAGUACAACAAUGACAGCAAAUGUUGUUAGGACGCAAAUAUACACUGCUGAGACAAUGAACAUUCAUUAA